Messenger RNA from Megalops cyprinoides (Indo-Pacific tarpon), 2419 nucleotides. RefSeq names its product WD repeat domain 45B (gene wdr45b). The coding region runs from base 151 to 1185 and encodes 344 amino acids. Lineage: Eukaryota; Metazoa; Chordata; Actinopteri; Elopiformes; Megalopidae. Gene Ontology annotation, biological process: protein lipidation; protein localization to phagophore assembly site; nucleophagy. Gene Ontology annotation, molecular function: phosphatidylinositol-3-phosphate binding; protein binding; phosphatidylinositol-3,5-bisphosphate binding. Gene Ontology annotation, cellular component: cytosol; extrinsic component of membrane; phagophore assembly site membrane. The transcript has 10 exons. The record is from RefSeq and is a predicted model, not a curated record.
GCUGCUAAGCGUACUGGCGAGGGAGGAAGAGCCCUGCUCUGGUUGUUUCCGUAUGUUGACACACUGACUACGGGGGAGGAAUGGUGUCGUUCAAUUGAAAUUAGCUAGCCAGCUAAACCUACCAUUAUUCCUAAAUAUCGGGCCAGCAGUAUGAACCUUUUACCGUCCAACCCUCACGGGAAUGGGCUCCUUUACGCCGGGUUUAACCAGGAUCACGGCUGCUUUGCAUGUGGAAUGGAAAAUGGAUUCAGAGUGUACAACACAGAUCCACUUAAAGAAAAAGAAAAGCAAGAGUUCCUUGAAGGUGGGGUGGGCCACGUGGAGAUGCUUUUCCGUUGUAACUACCUAGCACUUGUUGGCGGAGGAAAGAAGCCCAAGUACCCGCCAAACAAAGUGAUGAUCUGGGAUGAUCUGAAGAAGAAGACGGUGAUAGAGAUUGAAUUUUCCACAGAGGUCAAAGCAGUGAAGCUACGACGAGACAGAAUUGUGGUGGUUCUAGACUCCAUGAUCAAAGUGUUCACCUUUACUCACAACCCCCACCAGCUGCAUGUGUUUGAAACCUGCUACAACCCCAAAGGUCUCUGUGUCCUGUGUCCAAACAGCAACAACUCCCUGCUGGCCUUCCCUGGCACCCACUCAGGGCACGUGCAGAUAGUGGACCUGGCUAACACGGAGAAACCGCCGGUGGACAUCCCUGCCCACGAAGGGGCUCUGUGUUGCAUCGCUCUCAACCUUCAGGGCACGCGGAUAGCCACCGCAUCUGAAAAAGGGACUCUCAUUAGGAUAUUUGACACCUCAGCCGGCCACUUAAUCCAGGAACUGAGGCGGGGGUCACAAGCAGCCAACAUUUAUUGUAUUAAUUUCAACCAGGACGCAUCUCUCAUCUGUGUGUCCAGUGACCAUGGAACUGUACAUAUAUUUGCAGCUGAAGAUCCAAAAAGGAACAAACAAUCCAGCUUGGCUUCAGCAAGCUUCCUUCCCAAAUACUUCAGCUCCAAGUGGAGCUUCUCCAAGUUCCAGGUCCCAUCUGGGUCCCCCUGUGUCUGUGCCUUUGGAACGGAGCCCAAUGCAGUCAUAGCCAUAUGUGCUGAUGGCAGCUAUUACAAGUUCCUGUUCAACCAAAAAGGGGAAUGCUCAAGGGAUGUCUAUGCACAGUUUCUGGAAAUGACAGACGAGAAAAUCUAAGAGGCACCGAUGGGACUGGUGCGGAGCAAUGUGGGAGCAGCCUUUUCACACCUGCCUGCUGUGGGUGGACACCAAACAGUACAUCUCGGCUUAAUGAUUGUCUCAGGUGGGAGGGGUACCAUCACUGAGACCCGGUGGUGACACAGGACUAGAAGGAGAGGGAAGACCAAGUGGACUUGAGCCCCUGUGUCCAAAUGACUUUUGUUUCCUUUUCCCUGAGGGUUAACUAAAAAAGCAGGCCUGUCUAACUGGUCAGUGAAGGACGAUCUGAACGCAGAAAAAAAACUGAAUCGGGUUGGCUCCUACAACUAGAUGAGAAGAGGGAAGUUUAUUUUUGAAAAGACAAUUGUUGCUUUUUUAAAAUGGCUUUUUCGACAUGGGCAAGACUGCCUGUCCAUUUUGAGGCCCCUCUUAAGCGUGAAACACACUAAAGAAUGUCUUCUGUGGAAUUCACCAAGAUUUUUUUUAAGAAUAGAGUUGAUUUUGUUCGAUAGAUAGUACAGAUGCUCAUGUCAACUAACACCACAUGACCCAGUGUAUGGAGGGGGUCAUACAUACAUGUAUAAAAUAUCUAGUAGUGCUAGAUUUUGAUUUUUACAAUGUAAACACAAUAUGCCAGACUGAACCUAUAUAACUGUAUAGAUAUAUGUAUAGAAAAUGAAAAAAAAAAAACAUUGAUGGUGAAAAAUGUUUUUUUUUUUCCCAUUUCAUGCUACUCACCUGUAUUUAUAAUGCUGUUUUCCUUCACAUUUCACACUAAGAUGCCAGUACUUUUCUGAUUGGCAAGAACAUAGAACACUGGUCAAAGUGCUCGAAUUUGUGUUUUUUUGGCAUGUUUUUAGCAUCACAAACCAAUGAGGACAGCUUCUCAGAAAUGAAAAUAUGAAGAACACUGAUGUCGUUAUUGUUUUCAGCAGCUAUGUAAAUUACACAGUUAGACCAACAGGACUUAAUGCUUUGUUUGAUAUUCAUCUUUGAAAUUUGAAAAUACAGACAGAGGUGUUGCGUAUCUCUAUUGCAGCCCACCUCAUAAUUAACCUUGCCUAUAAAAACUGAAAAAUGACUUCUUUGCAAUCCAGUGGACUCCUUUUUGACAUACUUUGCUCUGAUUUUUUUUUUUUUUUGAAUUUACCCUCCCCAUUAUGAAUAGAGCACUUUGAACAAAGCUCAUUGUUCAACAAGGUUUACUGCAGUAAAGUGCUUAGUGGUCAGGCUCUUCUCCUAUGCUGUUCGU